AUGACUUCGACGACGAAGCUUUUUAUCGGCGGCCUCGCUUGGCACACCGAGGAGGCAACUUUGCGCCAGAAGUUUGAGGAGUUUGGACUCGUGGACGAGGCUGUUGUGGUCAAGGAUCGUGACACCGGCCGCAGCCGUGGCUUCGGAUUCGUUCGAUACACGAAUGAGGACGACGCGCAGCGAGCCAUCGCCGCAAUGAACAACAUUGAGUUUGACGGUCGCACCAUUCGCGUCGACAAGGCCUCCGACAACGGUCCCCGAGGAGGCUACCCUCCCCGCGGCGGCGGAGCGGUGGGCGGCUUUGGGAUGCGCGGCGGCUACGGUGGCAUGCAGAACCCAGGCAUGCCUCAGAUGGCCUACGGACAUCCUCAGCAGGGAUACCCGAUGGCUGCUCACCCGCAAAUGUAUGCCGCCCAACAGCAACAGUACGGCCGCGGCGGAUACCCGCCUCAGGCAGCUGCGAUGAAUUACGGCGCCAUGCCGCAGCAGGCCUGGCCUCAGGGUGGGUACGUCUACGGACAGGACCAGCAACAGCAGGGACAGCAGCAGCAGAUCCCCCAGGGGCAGAUGCCCCAGCAACAGAUGCCAGGGCAGCAGCAAGCACACCCUGGUGGGCCUCCUGGGUACUAAAGGCAUCAGGCUCACACCAAGGUUCGGCGGCUGGGUUUGCUCUUGGUAUCGCCGGAGUUGAGGCGUUCAAGGGGAAGGAGUUGCGCCCUCUGGACCUCCUCUAAUCAACGUCACAGACCGUAUGGACCGCUCUUUGAGAACACCGCCCGACUGGAGCCAACUAGCUGUUGAUGUCGAGUCCACUUACGAUUUCAAAAGAAUUGACCACGGCCGAAAUUGCGAGAAAUGGUACGAAAUGUCCGAACGGGGAAAAAAGGAAACAACCCCCCAAAGCAUGCGCGAAUGUCAAGAAAAGUUGCCAUCGUUCUUGUUCACGACAAACAUUAUACCCCCUGACCGAGUUCAGAUCUUCGAUACCUUUUUGUUUUCGGGUGGCGCUUUUCGUUCUUCGGCUGGCUGUCUUCAUACUCAAACUUUUCUUCUUCCUUCCUGCCUUUUUUCCACUUCCUUCUUUUCCAACCUCUUCUUUUGACGACUUUUCGGGUUUGAGGGCAGAAAAAGAUGCCUAUUUCCAGAUGUCGUCCAACACGUUCUUUGUACAAAAUUACAGUCAGCACUCGCACGCGUCGUUUCUGACAGGUAUGCCGACGCGUGGAAAUCAAGUCAAACAACGAGCUCUGAAGCUCGGCGCGCAGGCGCUCUUGCUCUGGCAACUUGGUUGCCGAAAGCAGAGCGAGA
Molecule: messenger RNA, 1308 nt
Organism: Diaporthe batatas
Lineage: Eukaryota; Fungi; Ascomycota; Sordariomycetes; Diaporthales; Diaporthaceae
Exons: 5
Coding region: 1-630 (209 amino acids)
Molecular function (GO): RNA binding
Source: RefSeq, a predicted model, not a curated record